Messenger RNA from Maniola jurtina (meadow brown), 1802 nucleotides. RefSeq lists its product as uncharacterized. The record is from RefSeq and is a predicted model, not a curated record. Bases 35 to 460 code for a protein of 141 amino acids. The transcript has 2 exons. Lineage: Eukaryota; Metazoa; Arthropoda; Insecta; Lepidoptera; Nymphalidae.
UGUUCGUCAAGUCAGUAGUAGAAAACAAGUGAACAUGUUACCAAAUAUGAAGUUAAUAUUAUUGGUAUCCAUCUUGGCACUAUCAUUAACUGUAAAAGCAGAACCCGCUGUCAUAUACAGUGGACUAGUGCCAUCACCGUUAACUUCUGCUGCCCUGGUAGCACCAGGCCCAACUCCGCUUGUUGCUCCAGUCGCCCCUUUACCCCCCUUAUCCCCAAUAUCGACUACAGUCCAAUACAGUCCAAUAUCCUCAUAUAGUCCUAUCUCUCCAUAUAGUCCAAUAUCUCCAUAUAGUCCACUGGCCUCAUAUUCAGUUGGCCCAAUAUUAUCGGAUUAUAGAUAUAGCUACAGUUCGUCUUACCAAGAUUAUUUACCUAUAGUUAAUUCAGCAUUAACUCUACCAUAUAGUAGUUAUAGUCUCCCUUACGCUUAUUCUGCGGACUGGUUUUAUCGCAAGUAAACGAAGAUAUACAAACGAAAUUUAUAAUGACUUGUGUAACUAUAAAGCUGGACCAUUGAUAGUAAUUAUUAUUAUUAUUAUAUAAGUAGGUAUUUAUUUUGUUGUUGUUUAAGGGUUAAUUGAAUAAUAUAAUUAAUAAAAUAAAUUGGAUCAAGUUUGGUCUCUAACACAACAUUGUAGAGUUAUUUUAUUAUCCUUAAUAACCGUGAGUUUGUUUAGGAGAUAGGUCUAUAAUAAUAUUAUGAGACAGAUGUCACAUGUUACUUAACUUGUUUUGGUGAAUUUACGUUCUCACUGCACAAAAUCGUGUAAAUUCUUUGACAUAAUAUUUCAAGAUUUAUAUGAAGGCUAUGACCAACAAAUUCCAUUUCAACAAAUUACCAUACAAAAAUUUAAACGCAGUUCAAUAUUGUAUGACAAUGUUUUGUCAAUGUAAAGUCAUGGUGCAACGCCUUGUAAUGAAAUAAUGGUUUGAUAAUGAAAUCAGUGAUGUGCCUAAGGAUUUUCUCAAGAUAAACUAACAAUAAAUUUAUUAUAAUUUAAUUUAUGAUAAGCGACGAUGACCUCGUGGUUAAGACGUUGGGCCUUCUGUUCAGGGUAUCGAGGUUCAGUCUCGGGAUGGCUUUCGAACAAAAGCUUUCGGAUUUACAAGUAGGCAAGUACGGCUAAUAAAAUUAAAAAUAUCAGUGGCUUUGACGGUGAAGGAAAACAUCGUUAGGGAACCUGGACACCUGAGAAUUCUCCAUGAAGUUCUCAAAGGUAUAUGAUAUCUGCUAAGCCUAAUAAUAAUAACAUGAAAUGAACUUUUCUCAUUCUGACAGGAGACCCGUGCUCAGUAACGAGCCGGUAAUGAAUUGAUAUGAUGAUGGUGAUGAUGAAUUUGAUUUAUGUAGAUUCCUAUGUAUCCGUACAAAUAAGAGUCAUGGCGCAUCAUAUCUAAUGAAAGAUUCUCAAAAUGAAUAAAACGAAAAAGUAUGCGAAAAAAUUUAUUUACACGUAAAGCAUAUCGAUACCAAUUUCUAGCAAAUGUCUGAGUAUUUAAAGCCACAUCUUAACUUGUAAAUGACAACAUUUAAGAAUAUUCUUUAAAAUGAAUUUCAGGAUAAAGACGGAAGAUAUGUAAAUAAUUGUGUCAUUUAACAAGCUCGAGUUGUAGUUUUAUAGGGCGGUGUUAACGAAGGUAAUAUCCUGCAUUGUAGGCGUAUGGGAAUGCAGCUGCGGCGUAGGGUGCGUAGGCAGCGGCGGCGUAGGGGUAAGCAGCUGGGUACGCGCCGGCAGUGUAGGCCCACACUUGGGGCUCAGGUUUGGGGAGGGCGAAAGCCACAGCCACAAUGGCGAGGAA